AUGACCCCAGGCAAGGAUACGGUCUUCAAGGAUACGGUCUUCAAGGAUACGGUCUUCAAGGCUGUUCAGGAGACCACACCCAGCAUCGCCAGCAGGGUAGGCAUCGUUGCCUACUAUGCAUUACUCUCGCGACUAGCAAUUUGGUUCAUCGCCGUUGUGUCGCAUGCCCUCAUUCAGGAUUAUGACUCGGCUUUGGAACUGGUGCUACCAGUCGAGACAAUAGCACAGCAGUUUUUCAAAGGCAUCUUCGGCGUGUUUCUCCGCUGGGAUUCAUUCUACUUUGUACAUAUCGCCGAGCAUGGAUACGUUUUUGAACAAGAGCACGCAUUCUUCCCUCUGCUUCCUGUACUGAUGCGGCUGGUCUCGAACACAGUUCUAGCUCCCCUGAGCUCCUUAUUCUCAUAUACACAGCAAUUGGUGCUGGCGGGCAUCCUCGUAUCCAAUGUGUCAUUCAUCGCUGCAUCAGUCCAGCUUUAUAGGCUGACGCAUACACUGUUUGGACAAGAGCGGUUUGCGUUUCUCACGGCUAUUCUCUAUAUUUUGACCCCCUCCGGGAUUUUCAUGUCCGCUAUCUAUACCGAGAGUCCGUUUGCAGCACUUUCGUUCACAGGAAUGCUCUUUGCAGCUCGCAGACAGUACCUUUUGGCGGCGGUCGUUUGGUCGAUCAGCUGUACUGCUCGCUCGAAUGGGGUCCUCUAUCCAGGGUUCUUCAUCUAUGAUCUGGUCGUGAGGAUGGAUCUCAAAGCGCCCAUGAUGAGCAAUAUCAAGGCGCUUCUCAAGACAACCGUACUUUGUCUGAUCAACUGGGCGGGCUUUCUUUCCGUACAGGGAUAUGGCUAUGCACUUUAUUGCUCGAACAAGACUUCUAUGCUAGAAGCAAGACCUUGGUGCGAGUCUACAGUGCCGUCCAUCUACACUUUCGUCCAGGAUUUUUACUGGAACGUCGGAUUUCUUCGCUAUUAUGAAAUGAAACAGAUUCCCAACUUUUUAAUGGCAGCACCGAUGAUUACACUUUCUGCAGCUGGUAUCUUUUGCUAUGCGUCUUACGACCUACAGCGGCUGUUCUCUCUUGGACGUUCAUCGAACAAAGCAUCGAAGGACCGACCAAUGCCUCCUUUCUUAAGCCUUGCGACCUUCCCUUAUAUUGUCCUGUGGACGGCCCUCCUCUUUUCCGCAAUCACGACGAUGCACAUCCAAAUCAUCACCCGGGCAUUCUCCUGUGUACCGCCCGUGUACUGGUUUGCAGCUCACCAAUUCGAAGAGGGUGCACCUGGCGCGGGCUGGAGCAAAUCUAUAACGACGUUCUUUGUGAUGUACGGGCUUAUCGGGAUCAUCCUGUUUGCCAAUUUUUUCCCCCCUGCAUAGAUUAUCCCUGGUGGUAGACUGGAUCCUUCUUACAAUAAGAAUAAUUGGCUCACCCGCCUGAACUUCUUCUAAAAGGGGACGGGCACUGUACACAAUACUAUGGAUGUUUGGGCUCAUGUUGAUGUAGUUUGCUUUCCUGAGUGAACAGGUUGCGAUCUUAAGUAGUUUUCCGGGUUGGUCGCAGCUCGUUAGCCCUCCCUCCCCCAAAAAAGAUUGGUGGCAAAAGAAAUCUUUUGGAGUUGCAACCUGCUGCUAAUUUUUUAUGUUCUGGUGAUGGAAGGAAUACUAAUCGUCAGGAGAGGUGGCGACGAGAGCAGGGGAGGGGUCCUUGUGGUGACGAAGAGGAGGCCGUGGGAGAAGGGCUAUCCAGGGAGCCUCGCGAGCUGAUUGAGGAGUCAGCACACUGUAGUUUUAGGUUUGUCAAUAACUGGGAUUGGCCAAUAAUGGCUGUGGAUGAUGUGCUCCUUUACCCUGCGCUUCCUC
Molecule: messenger RNA, 1848 nt
Organism: Gamsiella multidivaricata
Lineage: Eukaryota; Fungi; Mortierellomycota; Mortierellomycetes; Mortierellales; Mortierellaceae
Product: GPI mannosyltransferase 2
Exons: 6
Coding region: 1-1365 (454 amino acids)
Biological process (GO): GPI anchor biosynthetic process
Cellular component (GO): mannosyltransferase complex; endoplasmic reticulum membrane
Molecular function (GO): GPI mannosyltransferase activity; alpha-1,6-mannosyltransferase activity
Source: RefSeq, a predicted model, not a curated record